Molecule: messenger RNA, 579 nt
Organism: Paraglomus occultum
Lineage: Eukaryota; Fungi; Glomeromycota; Glomeromycetes; Paraglomerales; Paraglomeraceae
Source: the annotation of a GenBank genome assembly
AUGGCUCUACGAACGACCACCACAGCAAAUGUAUCGUCGACAGCAGUAUCAUCGUCCACGACUUCUGGAGUCUCCACCACUACUUUCAUGCCUACGUCCACAACACCAUAUCCAACUCAAAUAUCGCCAACAGAAUCUCCUCAAAUACGGCAUCCGUUUCCUGACAUCGAUGCUCAACGCAAUCUCUAUUUCACGUAUACAAUAAAUCUCACACCGUAUUACAUCUCAUUCCCUAAAGAUACCGAUUUAUCACUAAUAAAGUUAUCCUUAUCAUACGAUCCUGUGUCGACAUCGGAUUGGGUCACAUUUAACGAACCUCUGAAGACGAUAUCGGGAACUCCACCGGACAAUGCUGCUUCCAAUACAACGAUAUCACUGAAUAUAUCAUCUGGCUCUUAUCAGAACGCUACUACGUCAACACAGUUUUACUUGAUUGUUCAAAAUGGACCAUUUGAGAAUUUAGCUGUGUCGGGAAAAGUUAUCAGUUUGAUUGUCGGACUAGCGGUUGGGAUGAUUGUUGCUGCUGGAGCUGUCGUUGCGUUUAUUAUGGUGCACAGAUGGAAAGAUAGGCACCGGUGA